Messenger RNA from Sungouiella intermedia, 1935 nucleotides. NCBI's taxonomy places the organism in Eukaryota, Fungi, Ascomycota, Pichiomycetes, Serinales, Metschnikowiaceae. The record is from the annotation of a GenBank genome assembly.
AUGGCUACUGUCUCAGGAGCGUGUGUGAUCUCGAAGGUAUCGGGCCUCCUUCAGAUUCGUGAGGAUACCACACCUUCCAAACUAAUAUGGAAAGCGAUUGAUCAGGAUAAGUCAUUGGAGAUUCCUUUGAACAAUCUCGAUAAGCUUCAAGUAUCGAAAGAAACCUCCCCCAAGAUGCUUCUUAAGUUGUACUAUGCGGAGGGUGGAAAUCCAGAAAUCAAAGAUAUAAAACUCACGUUCAACAACAGACAAACCAUGCAUGCGGUCAAGGAUAUUCUUCAGACCAUACUUGCAAGACAGAAGACUGUGAUCAAAGACAGUCCAGCUCCAGUAAGCGAUUCAGGAGCAUCUGCCCUGGGAACUCCAGCACCGACAGGAACUAGUUCUAACGGCCAAUCACCAGCACCAGGUGAUCCAUUUGACUUUUCGAGUCAAGAAAGUCUUUCAGAUUCAGCAUUAAUGAAGAACCGUCAAUUGCAACAGAAACUUUUGUUGGAGGACAAAUCGCUUCGAAAUAUUUUCACACAAUCUGUUAUAAAGUUUAAACUUUCGCCAGCCAUUUUCUGGUCGAGCAGAGUUAGUCAGUUGAGAACAUAUGCAUUGACUAUUUCUCAGCACCGUGGUCCAUAUAAUGUGCUUUCAACGAUUCGUCCGGUCGCCACCUCAGACAACCAGGUUAACGUGAAUGUUACAAGAGACACCAUCAACGAGAUUUUCGAGACAUAUCCCGUGAUCAAGAGAGCAUUCAAUGAGUUGGUUCCCGUAAAGCUUAACGAAGGAGAAUUCUGGUCGAGAUUCUUCAACUCCAAGCUCUUUAGACGACUUCGUGGAGAUAAAAUUAACAUAGCAAACUCCCGUGGUGAUGUGGUCAUUGAUAAGUACCUCUAUGUGGACGCAGACUUUGUAGAAGAAGAAGAGAAGAGCAAGAAUCUGACUGAAACACCUGGGGAAGGAAAAGCGGUCAAGAAGUUCAUAGAUUUGUUUGGAAAUGAGGCCGAUAACUCACAGAAACUUGGAAUCUCACCGGAUUUUACCAUGAAGUUCUUGGAUGAAGAUGCAGCAAAUACUGGAUCGCAAGUUCGCAACGAGCCUCGAUCUCACAAGAACGAGAACGAGAUGAUGAUUCUCAUGAAGAAUAUGAACAAGCUUUCCAGCAAAAUGGUGACGAUUAAUUCUAGUGAAGCUUCUGAGCCAACAGGAGAUAAAAAGAUCUACGAGGAGCUCGAGGAAGAGUUGGAUAUUGCUGAUUUGAAUGAGGCCGAAAAGCUAAACUACAUUGAAUUGAACAUUGAUACUCAAGCUGCUCGUCAUAGCAUGCAUUUGCAAAAAGAGUCUACUUUGCCCGAAGACUCUGCCAGCGAUGAAGCAGUUGCCUCUUUUCUCUCAGGGAACGUUUUUUCCAGCGCCAGCCAGGUUGAUCUCCGUGAAACCUAUGCAUCCAAGACUGACGAUAUAUCCAAGGCUUACCACGAUAUUACCGCGCUAGUCAAGUAUAAUUUCCGGAUUUUCAAGCUGGUGCAUAAUGUCAAGGAUACAAACCAGUCUAGUGGCGAAAAGAUAUUGAGUGACGAGGAGGUUCAAGAACUCAUUACGUUCAACAUCACCAUUAUGGAGUUUCUCCUGCAUUUCUGGAACCUCUUCUUGAAUGGUGGAAAUCCUGUUCAGUUGAAGAAACUUUUCACCAAUAUCCGUAAUUGCGAAAGCACCCUCAACAACAUGAAAAAGAAACUUACCGACCAGAUCCUGGAACACCCGUUGGUGAAACUGAAUGAUAAGCUUCGCGAUAAGUUGUUGAAGGACCUAGACAACUGUAUUUUCCCCAUGAGUUCUGGGCUCACGAAAGCCAGCAAUGACUACAUGACGGCAGUACGUGCUGCUAACCAAUCAGAAACGAACGAAAACGGGAAAAGACCGCUUCCGGUCGAGAAUCCAUGA